AUGUUGUCUAGCUUGCCUGUCAGUUUUGCUAAGUUGAGAAACCUUCGGCAUUUUGACAUCAGUGGUACUCCACUGUUGAACAAGACACCACUAGGAAUUGGGGGGUCAAUAAGUCUACAAACUCUACCUAAGGUUUAUAUCGAAGGAGGUAAUGGGUUUAAAGUAUCCGAGCUUAAGGACCUAUUGGGUCUUCAGGGUCGACUUUCCAUUAAAGGGCUGGACAAGGUGAUGAAUCCAAUACAAGCAAAGGAUGCCAACUUACAUCAAAAAGAGGGCCUUGAUGAUUUGGAGAUGGAAUGGAAUGAAGAUGUCUUGGAUAAUUCUCGGAAUUCGACGAUUGAAUAUGAAGUUUUUGAAGGGCUAAGGCCUCACUGCAAGUUGAAAACACUCAAGAUUUUGUUCUAUGGGGGAAUCAAAUUUCCAAGUUGGGUUGGUGAUCCUUCAUUCCACUUAACUGAGCUUACUUUAGAAGGUUGUAGAUGGUGUACACAUCUACCAACAGUUGGACAUCUAGGUUCACUCAAGAAGUUUGUUAUGAGAAGCCUGCAUAUGGUGAAGACUUUGAGCUUUCAAGGUAUUCUCUUAUUUCCAUCACUUGAAAUUUUGGAAGUUUAUGAUAUGCAAGGUUUGGAGAUAUGGUCAACAAGUGAUGGUAACGAAGAUGACGAAACUGCUAGAUCGUUUCCUUGUCUUCGUCAGAUCUAUAUAAAACAAUGUCCGAAACUGGCUGUUGUAUCAAUCAGUUUGAUACCGUCGCUUGAGGUUUUACGUUUAGAAGAAUGUUCGGAAGCAGUGUUAAGAGGUAUUGUUGGUGCAUCCACAUCAAUCCUUAGAUUGACAAUGUGGGAUAUUAGAGGACUUAGUCAACUACACGGAGAAGUUUUAAAACAUCUUCGGGCGGUUGAACACCUAUGCAUUAAAAACUGCUCUGAAUUGGAAUACUUGUGGGAAUCAGAAUUGGAGGCAUGUGAGUCACUUGUGAAUUUAAAAGUUUUAGAGUUAUAUGGUUGUAGAAUGUUGGUGGCAGAAAGCAAUAUAAAGUCGAUUCCACCCCGUGACCUUUUGGAAAGUCUAACGUCUUUGGAACAGCUAGGGAUAUCUGAUUGUCCAAGACUGGGCUAUUCAAUACCUUUCGGAUUAUGGCCUCGACAUUUAAGGAAUCUUUAA
This is a messenger RNA of Helianthus annuus (common sunflower), 1167 nucleotides long. RefSeq names its product putative disease resistance protein RGA4. Bases 1 to 1167 code for a protein of 388 amino acids. Lineage: Eukaryota; Viridiplantae; Streptophyta; Magnoliopsida; Asterales; Asteraceae. The transcript has a single exon. The record is from RefSeq and is a predicted model, not a curated record.